CUCCUCUACAUAUUAACAUAAUAAAGGGAUAUUGUUAUAAUCUAAAAUGCGACUACUGUUAAUAUUAUGUUGUUUGAUCAUGGUAAAUGUAGCAUUACCGAUACAGCCAGCAUCUUCUCAAUCACUAUCAUCUGAAAGUAAAUAUCAAAGUACACUUUUAUCUAAAGAUCCGGAAGAUAAUCAAGAUUUAGAGGCAGCACUUGUUUCCAAGCACAUCUAUUAUCAUACAGCUCCAGAAGAACCAGAAGAAGAGCCUAGAACCGUAUUAGCAUCGAAACCACAAAAAAGUUAUCGUGUUGUAUUCAUCAAAGCUCCAAUUUAUAAACCAGCUAAACUAUCACUGGUAAAUCAUAAGGAUAAUGAAGAAAGAACUGUUAUAUAUGUUCUAAGCAAGAAAACUGAUUCAACUGAUUUAGAUAUUUCUACGCCAGCACCUCAAGUGGAACCAUCUAAACCAGAAGUAUAUUUUAUCAAAUACAAAACUCAGGAGGAAGCACAAAAUGCUCAGCAACAAAUUCAAGCACAUUAUGAUGCUCUUGGAGGUGAAACCAAACUUAAUGAUGAAGUCACGGCUCCAAUUCAAUCAGUUAUUGGUGUAUAUUCACAAACAUCACCCUCAAUAACAUCUUUAACACCAAAACAAAUAAACAAUAAUGGUUAUAUUUCGAACAUAAACAAUGAAUUAUCUAAUCCAGCUUAUUUACAAAAAAGAGUUUAG
This is a messenger RNA of Condylostylus longicornis, 718 nucleotides long. RefSeq lists its product as uncharacterized. NCBI's taxonomy places the organism in Eukaryota, Metazoa, Arthropoda, Insecta, Diptera, Dolichopodidae. The transcript is spliced from 3 exons. The coding region runs from base 47 to 718 and encodes 223 amino acids. The record is from RefSeq and is a predicted model, not a curated record.